AUGCUUUCAACAUUAAUAGUGGUGCUAGUGUCAAUUGUAUCCUUGUGUCACGGAAGAGUAUUUUAUUUAAAAACAACUACAAAUGCAGCAUGUUUAACAAUAACAUUACCAACUACAAUUGAAAUUACAAAAACAAUUGGUCAAGAACCAGUUCCAAUUGUUGUAUUUGAUUAUAAUCAUAGAAAUUUAUUUGAAGAAUUACCAAAUUUUGAUUUUUUAACAACAGAUGCAAAAAUUGAUGAAUAUAUUGAAUAUGGAGAAUUUGUAUUUGAUUCACCAGAUUCGAUAUAUGCUUCAAAAGAUGAAUUAAAUGCUGAACCAUUAAAAUUUGGAGUUACUCCGGGGACUUGGUGUAUAUAUAGUCCGAAAUUAUCAUCAUACGAGUAUAAAGUCGAUGUUAAAGAGAAUGGGUAUUAUGAAAGAUAUGAUGACCUUUGGUGGUCUGCAAUAAAUAUAGUUGUUUGUUUAUUUUUAGCAAGACUAUUCAAUUUUGGUACAAAUCCUCCUAUCAUUUAUAAAACUGUCACAUUAGUUCAAUUAGCUAAAGUUUCAGUAUAUUUAACAUCAUUGAUUUUUACAUAUUUUAAUGAACCAGUUUUGAGAUAUUCUGAAUAUGUUGUGAAGGGAUUAGAUGAUAUUUUUACAAUGUUAUUUUUAAUGGGAUAUGGAUUAACUUAUGGAAAUUAUCGUGAUCAAAAUGUUAAAAAAAUCUUUUUUGUUACUUUAUUAACUGUAAUACCAUCAUUUGCGGUAAGAUAUUUCGAUUUAAAAACAAAUGUAAAUUACAUUGAAAUUAAUAAUCAAAGUUAUAAUGUUGUUCAAGGUGUAUUAGGUCCUGCUGGUUAUGAUGGAUUAAAUCAAAUUGAAAAUAUUACGUUACAAUAUAAGAUAAAUACAUUUAGUGGGCCAAUAGCAUUAUUAUUUGCAAUUUCAAAUUUUAUCAAAAUAGUAGUAUAUACAUUAUCAAUACGUUCAACAUUUAAAAAAUUGAAAAUUAUAAAUCCAAAAGCAAGAAAAUCUUAUAUAUAUGUAGUGAUAAUAUGGUUAUUUGCUUGGUCACUUAUAAGUGUAGCAUUAUCACCAAAUUUAUUUUAUAAUUAUCAAAAUAUUACAAAUUAUGCAAAUAUAUUAAAUGAAUAUUUAAUUGAAUCUUUAAGAUCAAAAUAUAUUAUAUUUGCAUUAGAUGAAUCUCAUUGGAUUAUAUUUUGGUUACUUUGGUAUUUUGGUCAAGGUUUAUUAAUUGAUAAAGAAGUUGAUGUUGUUGAAGUUGAUUCUGUAGUUGAAGUUAAUUCAAAACCAAUUGUUACUGAAACUAUUAUAGAGAUAAAGAAAGAUGAAUAA
This is a messenger RNA of Lodderomyces pseudojiufengensis, 1341 nucleotides long. RefSeq lists its product as uncharacterized. The record is from RefSeq and is a predicted model, not a curated record. The transcript has a single exon. Lineage: Eukaryota; Fungi; Ascomycota; Pichiomycetes; Serinales; Debaryomycetaceae. The coding region runs from base 1 to 1341 and encodes 446 amino acids.